AGCUACUCUAACUCGAUGGAAUCAGCUGGCUUUUGACAAUGUCCGAAACAUCUCUGCCAAGAUCGCAAUUUGAACUGAUCUACCCAACGGCAGGGGCUAAGGUCUUGUCAGAAAAGGAACCGACCGGCAGAAGUGGGCAUUCGAUGGUUGCAAAUGAUGGCAACUUAUUUGUGUUAGGUGGAUACAAUCCAUUGGGACGAACACUAAGUAAUGGCCGACCAACUGUUUUGGAGGAGUUAUGGAAAUUCAAUUUUGCUUCUCGCAAAUGGACUAAAAUUGAAGCAGAUGGCUGCCCCAAUACAUGUGCAUCGUCGUGCAUGUUUUUGCGCGGUAACAGUUUGUAUGUCUUCGGCGGGACGUCUUAUCCGUUUGGUCAGGUCAUCAGUAACACCUUUAAAGUUUGUGACAUCGGAAAUUUAGAUUUUGACGGACAGGGUGCCUUUUGGUAUGUGAUGGAAACUAACCCGAACGUUUUCAACAAUCAAGACACAGGAGAUAAUCUUCCACCACGAGCAUACGGACAAAGUGUUAUAUUCCAUGAGGACUGCGUCUACACAUUCGGUGGUGCCGUUGGUUUCUACAGUGAAGCAGUAGCUGAUAUGCAUCGUCUAAAUCUCAGAACAUUAAUUUGGGAGCAGCUAAGUCCUGCAGGCGAGGUACCCGAAGGUCGAUACAAACAGGAGAUCGUGACGGACAGAGAGUGCUUCUACAUUUUUGGUGGUGGUCGACUGCGACAAGCUGAGCCAGUGCAUACAGUUUACUCCUAUAGCUAUGAGGAGAACCUGUGGAGACGACACACCACCUACCCUGAUCCUCAAUAUGGAGUUCCAGCACCCAGAUGUAGCUUUGGGCUUGCUCAGGUUAACCGCGAUGUGUACAUUUGUGGUGGACAGCAUUAUGGCCCAGGUGUCUCAACCACCAUCAUUCUUGAUGAUAUUUGGCAUUUUUCUCUGGACACUUUCAGGUGGCGUAAAUUAUCCACAUGCAUGCCUGAGCCACUGUAUUUCCAUAGAGUAGCCAUUUCACCCUCACAACACUUGUACCUUUACGGUGGAGUACAGGUUAAUGGCAGACGUACAAAUCGAAUCUAUCGGUUCCGCCUUCCUUUCUGUAUUCCUAGAUUAACUGAAUUGUGCUGGGAUGAGGUGUCUCAGUCAUGGCAUCAGCUUAGCAAUGAGGAUCCAAAGUGUCUGCAACAUGUGUAUGGGAUUCCUCAAGGCUUUUGUGAAAGAGUCAAGUAAAAAGCUCACAGUCUGAAGAAUAUUUAUCUGCAUGUUUAGGAACACAGAAGAAUUUUUUUGCAGUUGUGUGUGUAUGUGUGUGCAUGGGUGUAUGUGUGCAUGCAGAUGUAUGGAGGCCGAAAUAUAUAUGCUUAUAUUCACGGAUUUGUCUGUGAGCUUGUGAUUUCCUGACAAAGUCUGUUUAUUGGUAACAUAUUAUAAAUUCAUAAAAGUG
Pomacea canaliculata is the source of this 1455-nucleotide messenger RNA. RefSeq names its product kelch domain-containing protein 10-like. The coding region runs from base 39 to 1241 and encodes 400 amino acids. Gene Ontology annotation, molecular function: protein binding. NCBI's taxonomy places the organism in Eukaryota, Metazoa, Mollusca, Gastropoda, Architaenioglossa, Ampullariidae. Gene Ontology annotation, biological process: positive regulation of stress-activated MAPK cascade. The record is from RefSeq and is a predicted model, not a curated record. The transcript has 2 exons.